Messenger RNA from Aptenodytes forsteri (emperor penguin), 5210 nucleotides. It is a transcript of the gene CCDC149, whose product is annotated as coiled-coil domain containing 149. NCBI's taxonomy places the organism in Eukaryota, Metazoa, Chordata, Aves, Sphenisciformes, Spheniscidae. The record is from RefSeq and is a predicted model, not a curated record. The coding region runs from base 100 to 1677 and encodes 525 amino acids. The transcript has 11 exons.
CUGGUGUGUAAAAGGAAGCUCGAAAGUAAAAAGGAGGCAUUGCUGAUCCUUUCCAAAGAGCUGGACACCUGUCAACAAGAAAGAGACCAAUACAAGCUUAUGGCCAACCAGUUGCGGGAACGACACCAGUCUCUGAAAAAGAAGUAUCGGGAGCUGAUUGAUGGGGAUCCAUCCCUUCCGCCUGAAAAGAGGAAACAGGCAAAUCUUGCUCAACUACUGAGUGAGGCUCAAGAUCGAAAUAAACAUCUUGGAGAAGAGAUUAGAGAGCUUCAACAGAGACUGGGAGAAGUACAAGGGGACAAUAAGCUUCUUCGAAUGACAAUAGCAAAGCAAAGACUUGGAGAUGAUGAAGUUGGGUCUCGCCACUUCGCAGCACAUGAACGGGAGGACCUUGUUCAACAAUUGGAGAAGGCUCGAGAGCAAAUCGAGACUCUGAGAUAUGAUCUUCAGGCUGCACUGGAUGAGUUACAGGAUGUGAAAGAGGAACGCUCUUUUUACCAAAAUAAGUCUGACAGACUAAACCAAGAACUUAAUCAUGUCUUAGGAGGGCAUGAAAACCGUAUCAUCGACGUAGAUGCUCUAUGUAUGGAGAACAGGUAUCUUCAAGAGAGAUUAAAACAACUUCAAGAGGAAGUCAACCUUCUUAAAUCUAAUAUUACUAAAUAUAAGAAUGCACUAGAGAGACGAAAAAAUUCAAAGACUCAUAGUAGAUCCAGUAGCAGUGCUCUGACUGGAGUCCUGUCUGCAAAGCAAGUCCAAGAGUUGUUGUCGGAGGAUCAUGGAUGUAGCCUACCAGCCACACCACAGUCCAUUUCAGAUCUCAAAUCACUGGCCACUGCAUUGUUGGAAACUAUCCAUGAAAAAAACAUGGUCAUACAACACCAAAGGCAAACCAACAAAAUUCUAGGUAAUCGAGUGGCAGAACUAGAAAAGAAAUUAAGAACUUUGGAAAUUGCUGGCUUGUGGAGUCUUCCAGGUGGAAAAGAUACCAUAACAUUCAGUGACCCAACCUUGCCUGUUAUACAGCAGUCCAGGUCACCGUUGUUAGCGUUUACUGAUAAGCCACAGAAAACUGAAGUACAAGCAGAACAGAAGGGAGAACGUGAUGAAACUCGUGCUGUUGCGAGUGAGUCCCUGGCUCCAGAGGGAACAAACUUAAACAACAGAAACCAAAAUAAACAUUUUUAUCCUUCAUUACCCCAGCUACCUUCUGAGGAGGAAGAAAUAAACAAGCUUGGAAGUCAGAUAAUUAAACUGACAGAGCAGGCAGUUGCAGAACUGGAAGGGAAAAGAGCAGGCGCUUCUGCAGGGGAGCAGAACACGGUGGUUGGAGCAGAGCUUAAUGUUUCAUCUGAGGGAGAGUUCCCACUUUCAAGCCCUGACCCAUCCGACCCCACAGAUCCCUCAAACUCAGAGAACGAACAAACAGCUGAAACUGAGGCCCUGAAAGACAAUGACGAAACCUCAGAGAGCGAUUGUGAAAUUCCAAAUGAAAGAGGGAAUCGAAAUAGCAGCACCGUGGAUGUGGUGCAUACUGAGGACCCUGGAAGGCAUGGAGGGCUCAGUGUUACAACUGCACACACAGAUAACAGCUUUGAGGAGCUCCCUGAAUCUGAAAACAAGAAACCAUCUGAUCCUGCUGAAAACUGUGAAUAUUUGGAUAAUGGUUUGGCUUGAGGUAUGAAAUCCAGGCCCUCGAGCAUCCCACUAAUCCUUUUGCAGUGUCUGUGCUGCUGCGAAUAUGAUCGGUGAAACAGUGCGCUGUAGGGUUGAUUUUUACAUUGAACUGUUAAUAUUUGUCUAAUAAAGAUGUUUUUCUGUUAGUUUUGGCUACAGUGUACCAAAAAUGUAAAUUACCUACGGGAAAGAAUUAGUGAUGAGGUUUAAUCAUGUUGGGUUUUUGUAAUGAUUUGAAGUUUCUACAUAGAUAGAUGUAAUUUACAUUAGUGUAGCAAAGAGACCAAUGAUAAUGAUUUAUCAUGUUAUCACUAGGCUUCUGUAACGUGUAUGGUCCUAGUGCUGGACUGUAUUUUAAUGGUUAGAAGUGUCUUCCAAGGAUGAAAAAUUUGGAGUGAUAAAUUGAGACGCAUCUUAAGGCUGCAAGCUUUUGCUUGUUUCUCAGACUGCGUUCUAUUUCUCUUUACAUAUAGUGGCUGUAAGUACAUCCUUAGAAUAAAAUCACUAUGCCCUUAUAGGAAGUUUCUGAAAACCAUCCCUGCAUGUAUAUAGUUCUCUCAUUACAAACCUUUAUAUCUUCUCAACUGUACAAAAUUUUUCCUUCCCUCUCCCUGCUCAUCGCAUGAAAAUGCAGGGAGUUAUUUCACCAGAUACUGAGAACCCAAUUUAAUGAAGCUCUAAAGGAAACGUCAUCAGAGAAGCCAGAAGUCUUUCUGUGAGAAACGGCAAUGCUGUUCCAAAGCAAGGAGAACAGCAAGAAGAGAACCAGUGAUGCGCUGUCCACCUUCUUGGCUCUCCCAGUUACUGGAAUUGCAUUCCUCAACUUAGAGGAGCUGGACAGCCCUCAGGCUGAGCAACGGGUGGUAGAUUUCAGCCUACACCAUCUGUGCCCUCCUUUUUAAAGGAAUCUGUGUCUCUUUUAUUUUCUUAUGUUUUGGAAUUAAGGAUAACUCUUCCUUUCCUCCUCAUUUCACCAGUCUAUGGAGUGGUAGAAGGUUUAUUUGCAUUGUUGCUUCUUUCUUAAGCAUCUUCCCUUGUUGAUGUUUAGUCAUAGGAAAACACUCCUAUAAUAACUGGGGAAAAGGGAGGCUGCUGUGUCAUUCUCUAGCUCGCUCCUGAUGCUGGAGCUGUGCCACUCUGCUCCUAGGAAGGCAGCAACAAGGGAAUACUUAACGUUGAAGUUAGCAGCUGUCAGAGAAGGGGAGGCACGUCCUUCCUCUCCUGUUUGUAGCAUAAGGUACAGUCUCUGCAGCUGUGGAGCUUCUAUGGGCCAGCAGCCGUCAAGGCAAUUUUUCUGCUGGCUUGGGACCUAAUUGUCUGUAAAUGUUCAUUUCUCACUCCUAGAACUUGAAACCAAUCAGAGAGAAUUAAACCAAAUUUAAUAAAAUACUACUAAUAAAAAGGAAAAUCCCUCCCAGAUUGAGUCCUUCUUUGACAAAUAACUGCCAGCUGCAAAUUUUUACAGCCCACUUGUCAGCCACUGAAUAAACAGAGUUUAUAUUAGCAAUACUGACAAACUCUUCUGUAUAUGGAAGAUGAGCUAGCAGGUGCUGCCAUAAUCAAGGUGUCAGAGUCCAUGAACAGUUUGUAUUCAGCAGCAGAAAGGCUGUAUGUAAAUUAUUACAUAUAAAUAUAAGGAAUGAUAGUGGGAAGGUGAAAAAUGUGGCUUGUCUGUGUUCUCAUGUGUUUUCCCUAGCAGGUGCAUUCAGGUAACCCUUUCAGUGUCUGUCUGCAGGCAAUAAAGCCAUACUCGCAGUGCUCCGCAAAUAUGUUUCCUUUCUCUUUAAAGGUAAUUUGAUAUUGCAGCAUUUCACUGAUACUGAGCAGCAGCCCUUAGGAACAAAAACCAUCUGUAUAUUUAAGCAGAUGAGGGACAUGAAGGAAUAAGAAGUUUUUCUUUCAUUAUCCUGAUCACCAUUUAAGUUCCUCAUCACCUGAAAAACCAAGAAGAGUUUAAGUAUUUGAAAGACUGUUGUGCUGUUCCCAUUAAUUGUAACUGACUGCAUUAUUGACUCAUUUAUAUGACGGUACUGACAAGUCAGAAGAGAAAUAGCUGCAGAAACUGAAAUCUCCGGGAGAAUGUGGCAGGGUUUUUUCCUUUAAUGCUUGAAUGUGACAUGAAGUAGCAUUUUAUUCAAGACGUAUUCUUUUCCAUCUUUCACAGACUAAUCCUGUGCAGAGCUAAAUAUCAAUGCAGUCAGAACUGAGGCAAGUGAAUAAGAAGGUCAAGAUUUCACGUAGCUGAGCUCAGAAAUGUUGAGGGUGUUAUAUUGUUUCCCUGUCCUGUGUCUUUCCUGACCCACAAUUGUAUGUUAGCGUUUUGCUCCUGGUCCCUUAACAGCCAGUUAAAGCUAUUAAUUAAUGAAAAGCUUGGUGCAAAAAUUUGAGCAGGUAGAAGCUAGUGCUGGACUGACAGCUUUUUGUGCCUCAUUCGUUGAUUCUUUCUAGUAUGUUUUUUCUGCGAGAACAUACAACCCAACAAUUAGGACAUCUUGGUAAUUAUCCUCACACCAUUCUCCCUCUUAGAUGCCAUUUUUAUAUCUUUGCAAUCAUUAAAUUCCAGUGAGAUAUUUAGAUCUCUGGAAACCUCAUUUUUAGUGCGACAUCACUGCUGCGAUACUGUCCCUCUCCUUUCUGCCCUAGUGAAUGUGUAUUCUCGUUACGUUUUUAGCCUUCUCCCAGGAACACAAGACUUCAAAGGCAGAAGACUUGUAAAAGACAGACAUCUGUGCUGCACUGUGCGAUAACUAAUUAAAUAUUCUUGUCGGUAUCUUCCUUGGAUAUUGCUUUAAUUGAUAUUGUUGUUCUAUUAGAACGAUGAUUUUUCCCCAGCAAAUUAAUUAGUGCUUUGUGUGGAAUCAACACCACUUUAGGUUUUGGGGGGUGUUUGGGGUUUGGUUUUUUUUUUUUAGACUUGUGUUCCCUUUUUCUAGGACUUUAGAAAUGCAGAAAUUGCAUCCAGAGAUACAAGCCUUUUUGGUGUUAGGCUCUGGAGAAGCGAACUGGGAAGGGAAUGUUGUGGCAGGGGUAUGGAGAAGAUGCAUUUCACAAACUGAUUUUGUCAGUUUUGUCAACUGAGGUUGUCUCACCUGAAACUGAAUUCAUGCAUCAUCCGUGAGAAGGAUUUCAUUUGAAAGUACGAUGUUGUGGUUAUUUGAAAAACAAUGUUCACUGAAUUUGUAAAAUAAGUGUGUGAAAAUGACAGAUUAAGAAGCAUCUUUUAGAAUGCUGCUUCUUUUUUAAGUGAGACUAUUUUUAAACAUAUGGGAAUUUGUAUAAUAAAGACAGUGCAAUUUCUUUAAUCCAUAUGAGCUCAGGAAUGUAUUUCAAAAUCUUAACUGAGAUUAAGUUGAAAGUCUGCUACAGUUCUAAAAGAUAGGAUUUUGUUUACCAGCUUCUGUUUUGUAGUUUUACUUUCUAAAUUAUGCAGUUCAAUUUAUUUGCAAACCUGUCUUUUGUUGCUGCCUGGAUUAACUGCACAACAUGGUUCAACUGUAUUAAUACAUUUUGUCAGCUUUAAUAAAAACAUUUCC